AACCUACUUAAUCUGCGAGCGUGAAAUAGUUUUUCUACAUACAAAAUAUGGGAAGGUCUAGCCGCAAAUCGUCAACGUUAAAUAAUUUUAGGAAGACGCGUCAAUUAUUUCAAGUGCAAAAAACAACUCUCGAACAAUGUUCGGUAAUUGAAGUACAUACAUAGAAUAACUCAUCAUUUGUAAUGUGUCGAAUGAUAGGUACAUAUCAUAAACCCGUGAAAAAGGCAAAUCCAUAAAUUACCAUACUGCCAGAUUGAAAAAAAAAUACCUAUAUCGAGUGUACUCGCGCACACGCUUACACAAUGUAGUUGAAAUAAUCGUCGAGUUAACAUUAUUAUCGCGUCCAUCGUCGCAUCGUUUGACGUUUAAUCAGUAUGAUCUUAUUACUCGUAAUACAAAUUAUAGUUACUUGCGCCGUUGUUAGCUUUACAAAUGUGCACAGUCUCACUAUAAGCACGCCGCAAGUACGAUGCGAGACUGGGUGCCAAAGUCGAGUAUACUGCACCGGAGACCUGUUGAACGAUGUGCAAGUUUUGCAAGUUUACGCAAAUUCCAAAGAAUUCGUCGAUAUGAAACUAUUAAGCCCCGAAGACACCAUCGUAUCGGCGUACCGCCAAUUCAAAGCCUCGAAUACGAAACCAACCAAAGAGGAAUUGAAAUCAUUCCUGGACCGAUAUUUCGCUCCAGACCCGUUGGAAAAAUGCCAGUUGCAAGAUUACAACGAGAACGCGGCUUUUUUGCAAUCGAUCGCCGAUGAGAAUUAUAAAAAUUGGAUACUAAACGUGAUGAAAAUAUGGAAAGAAUUGGCCGGUAAAAUACCGGCGGACGUGCAGCUAAAUCCGCAAAAUCAUUCUUAUUUAUUCGUACCGAAAUGCUUCAUAAAGGCUGGAGGUUUUUUCACCGAGAUGUAUUAUUGGGAUUCGUAUUGGAUAAUACAAGGCCUACUGUUGUGCGAUAUGAGCCACACAGCUCGCGGAAUUUUGGAGAAUUUCUUCCAUUUAGUACGUACGCUGGGUUACGUACCGAAUGGAAAUCGUAAAUAUUACAUCGGUAGAUCGCAACCCCCCUUGCUGACCAGAAUGGUGGAUUACUACUUGUCCAUGACCAACGACCAGCAGUUCGUGCUCGAAAAUUUAGAGCUUUUGGAAAUAGAGUUCGCAUGGUGGCAAAAGAACCGUAUGAUCGAUGUGACCGCAAAAAAUGGUAAAACUUACAAAAUGGCGAGGUACGCUUGCGAAAUUUGCCAGCCAAGACCCGAAGGAUAUUUAACGGACUAUAAACUAGCCCAACAACUUGACGACGGGCCCGACAGACAAAAACUACUAGUUUCAUUACGAUCUUCUGCAGAAUCUGGAUGGGAUUUCUCCAGUAAACAAAUGAAGCCGGGUUAUAGACGAACUGACGAUCCUUUUUCGAUGUUGAAUUUGGAUACCCAGAACAUCGUGAUGGUCGAUUUGAACGCCAUGUUACAUUUCAAUGUCGCCAAAUUGGCGCAAUGGUACGAAUGUUUGAACAAUCCGCAGAAAUCAUCGUAUUAUAAACAAAUUGCCGAUGAUUUAUUCGAAGCCAUACAAGAAGUUCUAUGGAACGAAGAAGACGGUGUUUGGUACGACUGGGACUUGGUAAGCAGCUCCCAACGUAAAAAUUUCUAUCCCAGUAAUUUGACGCCACUUUGGACAAAAUCAUUCAAAAAAUGUCAAGUGCAAGCCGAACGUAUUUUGAAGUAUUUAGCUAACGAAAAAAUAAUAUCGGAUACGUAUCAACCAUUAUAUUAUGGAAUACCUACUUCCAAGUGUAACACAACUCAACAGUGGGACUUUGUUAAUGAAUGGGCUCCUUUGCAAGCCAUCAUGAUUGAAGGUCUUCUUAAUUUAGAAGAUCCGAAAACUGACACACUCGCAUUUGCCUGGAGCUCGCUCUGGUUGAAAACAAAUUACGAGGGGUUCAAGAAAACUGGCAACAUGUAUGAAAAAUACAGCGCUAUUAUAAGAGGAGAAAGUGGAAACGGAGGCGAAUACUUAGCACAAAUCGGUUUUGGCUGGAGCAACGGAUUCGCCAUAAAUUUAAUGCACAAGUAUGGGAAAAUUGUUGCUUCUGACAACUACGACGAUUUCAUUCCAGCACCAGCUCCGAGAGAAUGCUCCCUUCUGAAUUCAUCGAGCUGAAAUUUAAUCAUUUUUUGUCUGAUCUAUAGUGUUAUUGUUUAUAAUUAUGUAUAUUCAAUUCGAGCAUCUCGAUUUUAUGAGAAAACACACGAUUUUCAUUUUAUCGAAAUACGCGAGUACAACAAGCUCUACGACAGAAAUUCCAUUCAAUUAAAAUUACGUAAAUCAAUGCGAAUGCAACUAUACAUUAGUGUGCAGUUUCAAUACACAAAUCCUGUACUACGAGUAUACUGGCUAAGGUCCAUUCUUUGAACUCGUAAUUAAUCCAUAGUUCGCCUACCUUCUUAAGAAAGUACCUAUCUAAAUAUUAUGUAGAUCUGAUUUGCGAAUUCAUUCAUACUUUUCGAAUUUAAUUUCACAUAUUGGAUUAUUAUUUUGAAUAACCAAUAUGAAAAAUAUACAAUGUUCAUAUCUUAUUCGGUAGGUAGCCUACACCAUUUCGUCCGUUUUAAAAUGUUUAAUCAAAAUCCCAAAAACUAUAAAUCUUGAAAGUAGGUAGGUAGGUACUGUAAUAAAUAUAUGUAAUGUAGGUAAUAUUUCCAUAUUAUUCAACUGUUUCCAACACCAAAUCAACUUCUACGAACUUGGAAAUUUUACCAAUAUAAAAAAA
Messenger RNA from Planococcus citri (citrus mealybug), 2775 nucleotides. RefSeq names its product trehalase-like. The record is from RefSeq and is a predicted model, not a curated record. Lineage: Eukaryota; Metazoa; Arthropoda; Insecta; Hemiptera; Pseudococcidae. The transcript is spliced from 9 exons. Gene Ontology annotation, molecular function: alpha,alpha-trehalase activity. Gene Ontology annotation, biological process: trehalose catabolic process. Bases 375 to 2165 code for a protein of 596 amino acids.